Messenger RNA from Sabethes cyaneus, 4121 nucleotides. Its product is annotated as monocyte to macrophage differentiation factor 2. Bases 399 to 1520 code for a protein of 373 amino acids. Gene Ontology annotation, cellular component: membrane. The transcript has 5 exons. Lineage: Eukaryota; Metazoa; Arthropoda; Insecta; Diptera; Culicidae. Gene Ontology annotation, molecular function: pore-forming activity. The record is from RefSeq and is a predicted model, not a curated record.
UUUCCUAUCAUUUGGCCGUAAAGAAGUUUUCAUCGGUGCAGUUGAUUAACAAUCGCUUGCACUAGUUGCAAAAGUUUACGCAAGAUAGUGUGAAAGAGUCGUGUGCCAUUUCAUUUUAGCAGAUCGUCUUUUCCUGGAUGCGAAUAAAAUUGGCGUUCUACAUCGUCACAAUGCAUAUGACUAUUUAUUAAAUAGCCAGCCAAAGUGUUCCAAUCAAAUCUUGAUUUGUUGCGGUACGCUUGCAAGCGGGGUUAUGCUAUCGGAGUUCCAAGAAUAGGACACGCGGCAAUCAUUGAUUGAUUAGAAAUCAAUUGCCUACACGAAGGGCCAACUUUGCUUCAACAUCACAAGAGAUAAUUGCGGAGGAGAACUGUCUGGAAAGAAAUCGAAACACCGCAAUGCAAGAUGGCAUCACGGCUCGGCAUGGAGCAACAAUGCACGGCGGUAAUCCUUCCGCCUGUGGCAACGGAAACAUUCACAACGGAGAAAGCACAGCGGCGGUGGCGGCACAGCAACGCUACACUACGACCUACAGUUCCGCCAAGCAGUCGCCGGCCUCCUCGUCGCCGGUAAAGAAAAGCCCAUCGUCGGCACCAUCAUCUCCAUCACAUCACUUCCAUAGUAGCAUAGGUUCCAACGGUGCUGGCUGUAAUGGCGAAUUCAAGCUUUGCGGUUACGAGGGUGGCAACGAAGAGUCGAUCGCUGUUAAUGGCACUUUAAUUUCCGGCAGCGGAACAUCUCCGGCAGAGUUUUUUGGAGCGCUUGGGUUCUGGUUGAAACUCCGGCACGAUCUAACCAAUGUGCCCUGGGAGCAGCUCCGGGCUGUUCGGAUGAAAAAUCCUCGUGCCGCCCCAGGUUGUGCCUACAUUCCCACCGAGAUUGAACACAUUGCAAACGUCAUGACGCAUGGCGCGUGGGUGCUACCCUCGAUGUAUGCUGGAGUGAAUUUGGUUUGGCGCAGUAACAACGGUGCCCAAACGCUCGCGGCAAUCAUCUAUGGUGUUGCUCUGGCAAUGCUGUUCUUCGUGUCAACCAUCUUUCACUGUGUGUUCUACUGCAACCGGAAUCGACCGCUAAAAGAUGUGCUCCACCGGUGCGACAGAGCUAUGAUCUACAUUUUCAUAGCCGGCUCGUACUAUCCGUGGCUAAGUUUGGGCCACACGUCUCAUCCAGAGAUUGUGUCCGUGGUAAAGUGGUGCGUUUGGUUGAUGGCCAUCUUGGGAAUCGUUUAUCAACAGAUGUUUCACGAACGAUACAAGUGUUUGGAGACCUUGUUCUAUAUCAUUAUCGGGCUCGGUCCGUCGCUGGUGAUAAUCUUUUGGGGGCAUGAGUUUACCGGAAUGCCUGAGCUAAAAUUUGGCGGGUUGCUCUACAUCAUCGGAAUUGUAUUCUUCAAAUCUGACGGUCUCUUCCCUUUCGCACAUGCGAUUUGGCAUUUAUUUGUAGUGUUUGCUGCCGGCGUGCACUACUUUGCUAUUCUGACUCAUCUCUAUCCCAUUGAGGAGGUUAGCAAUACUUAGAGAAAACCAGUGAUAUUGUUAUUGAUCACCAAAAAAACUAAAAGAAAAACCGAAAGGAUAGGUUGUAAAAGUGUUAAGAAGGUUAGGUUAUUUUAUAGUUUCGUCCUUCCAGAACAAGUCUUUGAUCUCUGUUUCAAGAGAACAUUGCAUUUUGUUUGAAUACAAUUUAGAAAGUUACUUUUGAGUAUUGUAGCAUCUCAAACCAUAACCAACUAGGCAAUAAUGCCUACUCAUAGAAAUCCAUAAGAAAGGAAAAAAGUCUGUUACCGCAAAACAUCCCUGCAAAGCUCGAAUACACACACAUACACCUUUCGUGAUUAAAGCCAAACGAAAAAAAAACUUUACUUUGUGAUAUUGAUUUUUCUUGUUAAGGUAUUUUGAGUUAGUCUGUAGUUAGAAUGAUUUAUGAAAGUGAAAUCGUGCGUUUUCGUGAAAAGAAAACUACAUUGAAGUCCAAAAUUGUCAGGAAUUGAAAGUUAGCGAAUGAUUCAGAACUUUUGCAAUCAUCCAUGACAGAAAAAAACUAAAUACUCAUACAAAUAAGCAUCCACAGAAUGCUGUAGCCUAUUAGGACGAAUGUCAGACAAAAAAAGAAAGUUAAAUACUCCUAAACAUACACAAAAACUUACACAAGUAGCAGCCGUUAGUAUCCACCUAGUGAUUUAGAAUAUAGCAAAAUGUUCGAACAAACAAAAACUCAAUUAUGAAACUGUACCACCUUGAUAUAUACCUACUAUCAUAUAAUGAAAACAUGUUUUGCAUGUCAAUUUCUACAACAACGCAGUCUUGCCGUUAGAUACAGAUAGGCAGGCAGGAAUUUGCAGUAAAUUGUGUCCGUGUAUGCUUUUAGAAAGUAGAUGUUUGGUGAUUUUUUCGCUGAUACGUUUGUCCCAAAUGAUAAAAAUUAUUUCAUGUUGGUGAUCAUUACUGUUAUCAAUUAUUGGUUUAUUAUUUUGGUUGAAAACUCUUGAAAUCUUUUUCCUCGUGGAUCGAUUUCCGGUCAAGUUGGGAUCUUUUAACCCUCCGUUACUCGCGCUGUUGUAUUUUGUACAACGCCUGUAAACCGUUAACUUUAUCUCGGUAUAUCUCGGGAUUCCAGCAAUAAAGAAAAUUACUGCUUUCAGCAAAGAAGAUCCGCAGACCAAGAUCUUUCAAACGGUGGAAAAAAUUUCAUAAGUUUGUCUCCAAGUGGCAUUAAUAUUCGAGUGAACGAAGGUAACGAAAGGUUAAGGCUGUAAAUUUUCUCGAUUGGCAUUGGAAGGCUACACACCGAAACCUAAGCAAAGCAAAGCCAUGGGUAUAAACGUCCUUAAGAACUUGAUCCUUCUUUAUCGACAGGCGUCGCAGCCUGUUAUUAGAGGACAGGAAAACUAAAGGGCUAGUGCGAAAAUCCCAUAUUCCCAUUGACCCUAUAGCGACACCGCCCAGUCGAAAUUCGAACGUCGUAUGUUCUGGCUUGUUAGGCCAGCCGGAGCUAACUGGACGGGCAAUCUGACAUGUGUAAAGAUGAGAGGAACGAAACCUGGUCUCAAACGAGCAGCUAAAGAUUAAAGAGCCGCUAGAAAGAACCGACAUCCAGUAGAAUUCUAGAACAAUAGGACUUCAUUGGAUAAUUUCUCGGAUUUGGGCAAAGGAAAAAUUAGUGGAGGAAUCGGUGAUUAGUCCCAUCUACAGUCGACUUGAUUCCUAAUCACCGCGGCAUUACGCUGGUCAGCGCCGCCUUCAAGGUACUCUCCUAGACGUCUGACUACGCCGCCUAUACCCAUUAGCAAGAGAAUUCGUAGCAUAAUAUCUGGUGACCUUUAUAGUAACCUGUGCAACCACGGAUCAAAUUUUCACACCCCGACAGAUCCUUAAGAAAUAUCGGAAAUCUGACGAAUUAUAUUAUAUUUUAAAGUAUUUCAAAGCAGCAUACGAUACAGUCGAACUGUACUAGCUACGGCAGAUAACGCACGAGUUCGGAUUUCCGAAUUGAUAGACGUGGCUGAUCAAAGCUACUCUAGAACAAGAGAUGUGCUGUGUUUUGCAGACGACUUCGACAUUAUUAUUAUAAUAAUGGGACGACGAAGGUAAUCCACUCUAGACUUAAAGUGAAGAAUUGUUUUACGCUAAAUAUAGAGCAAGUGGGGCACGGGCUCCAGCAUGGACUCAUCAGUGGAUUUGAAAUUAGACAUAAAAUCCGACUUAAAAUUUAAAUAAAAAUUAGACUUGAGUUUGGGUUUCAAAUCAGACAUAAAAGUGGUUUUGAAACGGGAGUGGAAUUAGAACUAAAUUAUGACUUAAACACUAGAACUGAAACUAGCUUAGGUAGAGCGCCCGUAGUUGCACUUGGUUGCACAUGAUUGGCCCAAACCAGUAAUAUUGCACAAAGAAGUAAUUGAAUGGUGCUAGGGAAAACUAAAAUUAGAAUUAAAUUGGACUGUCAAGUCGAAGCUAAAAACACAAAAUUAUGAAAGUCAAAAGUAAGAAGUCCUAAUCGAACAGUUAAUUCUCAAGAGCCAAAAGGCGAAAGUCAAACAUCAAAAGUCACAAGUAAAAUGUUAAAGGAUAGAAAUUAAAAUUGAAAUCAGAAAUGUCCGAAGAUAAAAGUCAAAAGUUUAU